Molecule: messenger RNA, 576 nt
Organism: Sclerotinia sclerotiorum 1980 UF-70
Lineage: Eukaryota; Fungi; Ascomycota; Leotiomycetes; Helotiales; Sclerotiniaceae
Exons: 3
Coding region: 1-576 (191 amino acids)
Source: RefSeq, a predicted model, not a curated record
AUGCCCCCGCAACCACGAAUCCUCCUCCUCGGCGGCCACGGCAAAGUCUCCCUACACAUGACACCCAAAAUCCUCGCCCGUUCCUGGUCUCUGAUCUCUCUAAUACGGAAUGAGGGACAUAAGGGAGAUAUUCUUGAAGCGGCGAAAAAAGCAGAGGAAUUGAAGAGUGAAGGAACGGAAGUUGGGAAGUUGGAAUUCUUGGUGAGGAGUUUGGAGGAGGUGGGGUGUGUGCGGGAUGCGAGGGAAAUUUUGGAGGAGGCGAGGCCGGAUUGGGUGGUUUGGUGUGCGGGAGCCGGCGGCAAAGGCGACAAAUCCCGCACCUAUGCCAUCGACCAAAACGCCUGCAUCCACUUCAUCCGCGCCAGUAUCUCCACCCCCAGCAUCAGCAAAUUCCUCCUCGUCUCCGCGCUCAUCUGUCGUCGUUCGCGCGCUCCCUGGUGGACCGAUGAGGAUUGGAAUUAUGUCGAGAGGGUUAAUAGGGAGGUUCUUUCGGAUUAUUAUAAUGCGAAGUUGAAGGCUGAUCAGGUGAUGAUUCAUGGUACCAAACUGAGCUCUGGAAUAUAUAGAGAUAACUAG